AUGAACAGGAGUGGAAAUAUUGCUUAUCGGUCAUUUCCACCUUAUCAUCGCCUACCUACGUGCUCGCUUAUAUCCAAAGAUACAAAUGGCCAACCUCAAAUUACUGUCACUGGCCGCAGCAAACAGGGAAUGCGUGCAAGAUCUGUCGAAUAUGCAUGCUUGCUCCUCACUGUUCGUGUUGAUGAGGGAGAGAAAAGAAGCUCUUUCUCUCGUCCUAAACACGUUGAUCGCAUUGUCAUCAAAUGGACAGAUCGUGAAGGAGAUCUUAGAAUUUGGUCAGUGCUCUUACGAGGCGUUAUAGAUUUAUUUUAUAUAUGUGGUUUGUUAUACAUCUUAUCAGUUUUCUGCUCACCUGAUAGUGAUCCUGGAGAAAGGCUGCAAGCCGCUGAACUGCUAACUAAACUUCAGGCCGACAAGUUGACAGGCCCGCGGUGGACUCGUUUCAUCACAAAAUUCCUGCCACCCAUAUUUGCUGAUGCUCUACGCGACUCUCCCAAUACUGCUGAUCCUGGAGAAAGGCUGCAAGCCGCUGAACUGCUAACUAAACUUCAGGCCGACAAGUUGACAGGCCCGCGGUGGACUCGUUUCAUCACAAAAUUCCUGCCACCCAUAUUUGCUGAUGCUUUACGCGACUCUCCCAAUACUGCGAUCACGAUGUUUGAUUCUACAAACGAGAAUCCAGAGUUGAUAUGGAACGAUGCUACGCGCGUCAAAGUGCGACAGAUCAUAGAGCGUGGAGUGAGCGAAUUGCAUCGCGCUCAAUCCAGCAACCCUGAACACAAAUGGGAUACUGGAUCUCUUGCGGAUGACUCUUGUGCCUAUGCUGACUCUGUUACUGGAGAACUAGUAGUUGGUGGAGUGUUCGUGAGAUUGUACGUAGCAAAUCCUGCGUGGGCGGUCCGUCAUCCGCGACAGUUUGCAACGGAACUUAUUGAAAAGGUCUUAGAGUUGAUGCACAAACCUAGUCCCGAUCUUACUCUUGUGACCACAGCUUUUAUAGAGCUACUGCGUAACUUCCCCAACACUGCAGACCAGUUACCGGCACAAGGUUACCUUCCACAGUUCAGCAAAGCUAUGUCAGCGAAAGAUCCUCAAACA
Molecule: messenger RNA, 1098 nt
Organism: Strongylus vulgaris
Lineage: Eukaryota; Metazoa; Nematoda; Chromadorea; Rhabditida; Strongylidae
Source: the annotation of a GenBank genome assembly